AUGUCGCCCCCUCUAGGCUGUAAUAACACUACCAACAUUGGAGAUUUUGUUGCCUCAGAACCUGAUGUCAUCAUUGUAGGGGCCGGUGUUUUGGGCUCCUCGCUGUCAGCGGUUCUGGGGCGAGAUGGACGCAAGGUUACAGUGAUUGAGAGGAGUCUUAGAGAGCCUGACAGAAUAGUGGGUGAAUUGCUGCAGCCUGGUGGAUAUCGUGCCCUCAAAGAAUUAGGCCUGGAAAAGUCAGUUGAGGGGUUGGAUGCAUGCAUUGUGAAUGGGUAUAUAAUUCAUGAUACUGAAAGUGGGAUGGUUAUGGAGAUUCCUUACUCACAAGACCAGACUCAGUGUGGCCGAGCUUUCCACCACGGUCGCUUUAUCAUGGGUCUGCGUAGAGCCGCAUUAGCAGAGCCAAAUGUGAGAUUCAUUGAAGGCACAGUAACGUACCUUGAAGAGGAAAAUGGCUGUGUCACAGGCGUCCAGUACAAGGACAAACAUUCUGGGAAAAUACAGAGGUUACGAGCUCCUCUAACAGUGGUGGCAGAUGGAUGUUUUUCAAAAUUCAGACAGAGUUUGGGCUCAGAAAGGGUUCAGAUCUGUUCCAACUUCGUAGGCUGCAUAAUGAAGAACUCUCCUCAGUAUAAACCCAGCUACGCUGAGCUGGUUCUGAGCUGCCACGGACCGAUUCUGAUCUACCAGAUCUCUUCCACUGACACGCGCGUUCUGGUGGACAUACAGGGACGUCUGCCAAAAAACCUGAGCCAAUACAUGACUGAGAAGAUCCAUCCACAACUGCCAGAUCACAUAAAGAGGCCAUUUUUGUUGGCUGUACAAAAUAAUCGUCUGAAAUCCAUGCCAGCAAGUUUCCUGCCCUCAUCACCUGUCAAUAAACCAGGAGUUUUGCUUCUUGGAGAUGCUUAUAACAUGAGGCAUCCUUUAACUGGCGGAGGGAUGAGCGUAGCACUCAAUGAUGUCAGGAUUUGGAGGAGUCUGCUUCAGAAUAUUCCGGAUCUCAGUGACAACACGGCCUUGUUGCAGGCUAAAAAGAAAUUCCAUUGGGAGCGGAAGGCGUCUCAUUCGUUUGUGGUGGAUGUUCUCGCACAGGCGCUGCAUGAAUUGUUUGCUUCACAAGACAAUUCAGUUUUAGAUCUUAGAAGAGCCUGCUUGUGUUAUUUUCGAUUGGGAGGGGAGUGUGUCUCUGCACCAGUUGGACUGCUUUCUGUGCUGAACCCCCGCCCCAUGACACUGAUUGGUCACUUCUUCUGCGUUGUAUUGUACGCAGUGUACUUAAAAGUCAAGACAGAGGCUUUUGCUGUAAGUGUCAACUGAUUGCCAUUUUGUAUGAUUCAUCACAAGACCAAAAAUGUGUAUACUUUUUACUAAAAUUGUAUAUGCAUUUCCAAUUUUUGAUUAGCUUUUUACAGAAUCUACAUGUACUAAGUUUCUUUUAAGUUUGGUUUCCAUGAUGGUGGAAUUAUGGUUUUAGUGGCCUGAAGAUUGUAACAAAUACAGAUCAUGCUGCCCUACAAAACGCAGUAACUAAACAUUUUGAGAAAAAUGGGUCUCUUAGACUAUGAUCUGUGCUGACAA
Molecule: messenger RNA, 1581 nt
Organism: Onychostoma macrolepis
Lineage: Eukaryota; Metazoa; Chordata; Actinopteri; Cypriniformes; Cyprinidae
Gene: sqleb
Product: squalene epoxidase b
Exons: 12
Coding region: 1-1320 (439 amino acids)
Biological process (GO): cholesterol metabolic process; sterol biosynthetic process
Cellular component (GO): membrane; endoplasmic reticulum
Molecular function (GO): flavin adenine dinucleotide binding; squalene monooxygenase activity
Source: RefSeq, a predicted model, not a curated record